AUAAGUAGUUUAAGGUUGCUGAGAAAGACAAACCACAUCACGGGUAAAAGUGUUGUCCCAAAGAAAGACCAUCUUUCUCCUUUCUGUCAUCACCGUUGGAAGAGACUGAGAUGGGUUCAAAAACCAAGACUUUUACCUUUGAGGAGGUGGCUAAGCACAAUCACAGGAAGGAUUGCUGGAUUAUAGUCAAAGGGAAGGUGUAUGAUGUCACCCCAUUUUUGGAUGAUCAUCCAGGAGGUGAUGAAGUUUUAGUGACUGCAACAGAGAAGGAUGCCACCACUGAUUUUGAAGAUAUUGGGCACAGUGAUUCAGCAACAGAGAUGAUGGAAAAAUACUUUGUUGGUGAGGUUGACACCAACACUCUUCCAGCACAAGUUACCAGCAGCAGCAGUGUACGCCCACCAACACAAGCACCUGUCUAUAACAAUCAAUCUUCUGGAUUUGUUGUGAAGAUCUUGCAGUACAUAGUGCCAUUGCUGAUAUUGGCCUUUGCAUUUGGCCUGCAGUACUAUGGCAAAAAAAGCAAGUCAGAAAAUUGAACUUGAGUUGUGACCAUUGUUUUAGUACUUCUAUUAUUCAUAAGUCUCUAACAACAGUGUCCUAGUGGCAAUAGACUGGUGCCAGUGUUGUUUCUUUUCUUUUUGGGGCAUCAUUUAAAAGCACUUCACUAUCUCAAAUAUCACGCGGGGAUUAAUUUUGUAUUUUUCAUGUGUUGUGGCCUCUUGCUCAAGUUAUGCUAGUUGUUCAUUUAAACUCAAUCUAGUAUCUCGUGAAUAUUUUGAAAUAGAUUCUAUUAAACCUAGUAACUGGAGUACAUUAUAUGCUAUUA
Messenger RNA from Glycine soja, 829 nucleotides. RefSeq names its product cytochrome b5-like. Gene Ontology annotation, cellular component: intracellular membrane-bounded organelle; membrane. The transcript has 4 exons. The record is from RefSeq and is a predicted model, not a curated record. Lineage: Eukaryota; Viridiplantae; Streptophyta; Magnoliopsida; Fabales; Fabaceae. The coding region runs from base 111 to 539 and encodes 142 amino acids. Gene Ontology annotation, molecular function: heme binding.